AUGGAACGCCGAGUCACAUCUAGGAAUGUGAGCCUGGACUGGAUAGAGGGAAAUGAUCAAGAUAGGGGAAUUGUCUCAUCACAUCUUAUUCAAAAGACAUAUGCUCGGCUGAAACUCCAGUACGCAGAAAAUUUGCGCCAGAAUUGGGUUGAACAAUUCGAAUCAUCCAACCAAGUCCUUGAGCAGCUAUCUCUCGCUGCAUGCCUAAUCGAACUAUGGAGAAGCAUGUACGGCGUUCUACCAGCAACAGAACAAGAUCAGUCAUCAAAAAACACAGCGCUGUUUCCAGGGUUCGUGGACCUGGCUUGUGGGAAUGGUAUCCUCGUGUAUGUACUUCUCAUGGAAGGAUACAAUGGGUUAGGCUUUGACGCUUGCCGUCGAGCCUCCUGGUUAAAGUUUCCAGUCGAGAUACAAGAAUGUCUGGAAGAGAGAAUUUUCAUCCCUCGACCUUUCGUGGAUGUACUAGACGUGGAAGAAAUUGGCGUGAAGAUACACACCGGCGAUUUCCCGGAUAACACCUUCAUCAUAUCCGACCAUGCAGACGAGCUUACUGUAUGGACUCCUAUUAUGGCUGCUCUAUCAAGUCCCUCCUCGCCAUUGCCAUUUUUUGUGAUUCCGUGCUGUUCUCGUUCACUUGCUGGUUCUUCAUAUCGCUAUCCCCCGCCAAAAGGGGGUGACCCAAUACAGAAGAGUGCGAAUGGCAAUCCUACCACAGGGGAAGUCGAUGAUGCCAUAGAGCAGAAUCUACAGCCUGCAUCUGGUGACUUGAGGGCGCUUCGUGCAAUUAAGAUCAAAGAGAAGACCGAGAGCGGGUUUCUGAAUUCAAUGAUUGGAUCUCUCACUGCAAAAACAAUGAGUAUUGCCGAGGAAAUUGGGUUCAAUGUUGAGAAGACAUGGCUACGUACUCCGGGUGCGAUUAACAUGACAUUGAUUGGAGGCCGGCAGCCGGUCGCAAGAGAGUGGCUAAAGAGCCCGAAUUCCAGAGGUUCUCCGACGAAAGCCAACCAAGAGGAUGCCAUUUUGAAGAAUAUAAUGAAAGUGGUUGAACGCGAAUGCUCCAAAGAUGGUGGCAUCCGGGUAGCUGCUAAACUUUGGGUUGAACGGACGAAGAGUCUUCACCAGGAACAGGGGACAGUACACCAAUUCAACUAA
Molecule: messenger RNA, 1152 nt
Organism: Penicillium vulpinum
Lineage: Eukaryota; Fungi; Ascomycota; Eurotiomycetes; Eurotiales; Aspergillaceae
Gene: trm44
Product: tRNA (uracil) methyltransferase
Exons: 1
Coding region: 1-1152 (383 amino acids)
Biological process (GO): tRNA methylation
Molecular function (GO): tRNA (uridine) methyltransferase activity
Source: RefSeq, a predicted model, not a curated record